AUGUCGACGCCCCGCCGCCCUGUCAGAGGAUUAGCGUCCUCUACCCCUUCACGCUUGCGCAAGCCGUCAACUCCUCAACCUCAUCAUCACCGUACCGCAGACGAGCUUGCUAUUGAGGAGGCUUCCCAGGUCCUUCACGGGGUGGAGGAACAAGAGGCGACCCCCGACGCUCUCCUCUCUCCACGUGCCCGCAGGUAUGCUGCCAUCACACAUAGACGUGAGGCCAGCGUGGACUCAACCCCCUCCUUGCUGAAGACUCUCCCCACUCGUUCGGGACAGGAAACGCGCCAAGGAGCUGAAGAUUCUGACGACGAGGCGUUGGGUGACGGUGUGACCGGACGCGACAGUGACGAGGAAGGAUACCAACGCAGCGCCGACUCUUCCUCCGAAUCGGACGCCUCAAGUGAUGACUCUGACUCUGACUCGGCCUCCGUCUCAGAUGCGUCGAGUAAUAGCGACAGCGACGAUGACGAGGACGACGAGGCUGAGCUCGAGCGCCAACUCGCGGCUGCGAAGGCUGCUGCGACCAAGACGGCGACCGUGUCGACAUCAAAAUCUUCAAUUGAGAGCGCCACUGCUCUCGGAGAAAACGAGGAGGGCGAGCUGAGACUAGAGAGCGACCAACCCAAAGAGGCACCCAUCCCAGACAUUAGCGUACCCAAGCUUCCUGCACGUCACCUCUCUCUCGCAGAUGAUGGGACAGCAUUUGCGGGCGAGGCCGAUGCUGGACCUUCUGAGUCUCGCUCUGCGCCGGAGCUCGACUGCGGCAAGUACAAGCGUGCCCUGAGCAAGCGCGAGAAGAAGGCGCAGCCUAAGAAGGCAUCGGCAUCCGAGUUGUGGGCGACAAUCCCCGCUCCACGUGACGACGAUCUUCCUCAAAUGCGCAAGGACUACCAGGCGCUUCACCUGUCUCACACUCUCGACCCCAAGCGGUUCAUGAAGGGAGGCAACAAGUCUGGCAAGGCGCCGGAUCGUUUCCAGAUUGGUACCAUGGUCGAUGCUCCUCGCCAGAUGCAGAACACUACUCUGCGCAAAGAGCACAAGUAUCGGCCAGGCCAGGUUGUCACCAAUGUCGUCGGCGACGUCGAGGCCGGAACGUACGCCAAGCGCAAGUUCGAGGAGCUCCAGAGCAAACGCAUCUUCAACGGGCGUGGCAAGGGAUGGCAGAAACGAGCCAAGUGGUAG
Molecule: messenger RNA, 1185 nt
Organism: Cutaneotrichosporon cavernicola
Lineage: Eukaryota; Fungi; Basidiomycota; Tremellomycetes; Trichosporonales; Trichosporonaceae
Gene: fcf2
Exons: 4
Coding region: 1-1185 (394 amino acids)
Biological process (GO): RNA processing
Cellular component (GO): nucleolus
Molecular function (GO): RNA binding
Source: RefSeq, a predicted model, not a curated record